AUGCGUCUCACGGUCUUCUUUGGCUUUGGCAUCCCCUUCCUCAUGCAAGGACAUGGAAAGACUCGCUUGCGACUGCAACCGUUGCUUACGAUGCUCAUCUUCUGGCUCACGCUUCAAAGUAUCCUUCUCGUCAUUAUCGGAAUGUGGCUGCAGCUGGGACUGGCAAUUGCACUGCUUAUUGCCGUGAUAGUCCUGGCCUGGCCCAUUCUCCGUUCUACAGAGUGGAUUUGGGACUUCGGACGCGGAGCUUACCGACACCUCCGAGAUUCGAAAACAGCGAUUCCUGUGAAGAUCUACACCGUGAUCUUCUCCCUCUUUCCCUUCGGCCUCAUCAUGCCCAUCUUCGGGCCCUGGGAGCGAGUGCAGCUCUGGGUGCGAUGGAGGCCAUACAAUAUCGAGGCCGAGCUUCUUUGGCGUGGGACAUUCGCCACCUUCUUCCUGUCCUUCUUUUUUACGGCUGCCAACCCGAAGGUGAACAACGCGAUCGUGGCAUUUUUCGCCGCGCAUGGCAUCUGCCACAGCAUCUCCAUGUUCUUUGACAACCGAAUCACGCCGACCUACGGCAAUGAGAAUGUGGAGCAUCUGCUGGAGAUUUCACUCUUCAUGGUCCUCGGCUUGGGUCAUUGCCUCAUAGGGAGGUAUGUUUGGUUCUGA
This is a messenger RNA of Symbiodinium sp. CCMP2592, 654 nucleotides long. NCBI's taxonomy places the organism in Eukaryota, Dinophyceae, Suessiales, Symbiodiniaceae. The record is from the annotation of a GenBank genome assembly.